Messenger RNA from Camellia sinensis, 2076 nucleotides. Lineage: Eukaryota; Viridiplantae; Streptophyta; Magnoliopsida; Ericales; Theaceae. The record is from RefSeq and is a predicted model, not a curated record.
AUGGGUAGGUUAUUCAGGCUACAAGUUCUAAACUUGAACAGUAACUUGUUUGGAGGACAAAUUCCAGCAAGCCUCUUGAACUGCAGUAACUUGAGGGUCCUUCGUUUAACCAACAAGAAGUUGAUAGGAAAUAUUCCUAAAGAUGCUUUCACUCAAUUAGUGCAACUUCAUAUGAGCUCCAACAAUUUGUUAGGAUCAAUUCCGCCUUGUUUUGGGAACCUUUCCACUCUCAAACUUUUCUUGGCGCAAAAAAAUUUGUUAGAGGGAAGUAUUUGGGACUCACUAGGUAGCUUGAAAAGCUUAACAUAUGUUUCAUUAUCGGCAAAUAAGCUAACAAGUACAAUUCCUCCAUCUAUCUAUAAUAUCUUAUCAUUGACUGCUUUUGAGGCACCAAAUAAUCUACUUGAGGGAAGUCGCCCUCAAAAUUUAGGCCCCACUUUGCCAAAUAUCAAAAGGCUUAAUCUUUGGGGAAACCAACUAAGUGGAUCGAUUCCAUUGAAUUUAUUUACGGUUGGUUUGGGAACUGGAGAUGCCAAUGACCUUGAUUUCGUCUCCGAUUUAGCCAAAUGUAGCAAAUUGAGUGUGAUAGAAUUAGAAGAAAAUAAUUUUGGAGGUGUUUUGCCGAAUUCCUUAGCCAACUUCUCAACCAAACUUCAAUAUUUAACUGUGGCAAAAAACAAGAUAUUUGAAAACAUACCAACAGAUAUUGGAAAUCUUGUGAGCUUAAAUGCUCUAGAUUUACACUACAAUCAAUUGACAGGAAGCAUUCCAAACUCCAUCGGUAAACUUGAUAAGCUUCAACAAUUGGGUUUUGGUAAAAACAAAUUGUUUGGAGAAAUCCCUUCCUCCAUUGCAAAUUUAACAUUGUUGACCAAGCUUUGCAUACAGCGAGAAGCAAUUGGUCUCUCAUCUUUGUCAAUAUCUUUGGACUUUUCUGGAAACUAUCUAACUGGGUCCCAUCCCUUUGGAAGUUGGAUUUUGAACCUUUCUUUCAAUGAUCUUGGGGGAGAGAUACCAAUAGCGGGGGUGUUCCAAAAUGCAACUGCAAUUUCAGUUUCGGGAAAUAACAAGCUUUGUGGGGGUAUACCUACACUACAAUUGCCGUCAUGUGCUUUGAAAAUGGCAAGAAAGUUAAUUAUUCCUAUAGUUUGUGGGGUAUUGGGUAUAAUUUUUGCAUUAUCUAUUCUGUUGCUUUGUUGGCUUAGAAAGAUGAGAAAGCAAUCUAUUGUGGCAUCUUGUUUGAUGGAUUCUUCUAUGGAUAUGUCAUAUAGAAAACUCUUCAAAGAAACAAAUGGGUUUUCUUUAGACAACUUGAUUGGUAGCAGAAGUUUUGGUUCAGUAUACAAAAGAAUUCUUCACCCAAAUGAAAAGGCUAUUACGGUGAAGUUAUUAGAUCUAGAAAAUAGAGGAGCGUCAAGAAGUUUUAUCACUAAAUGCAAAACUUUGGGAAACAUUAGGCAUCAAAACCUCGUCAAGAUUAUAAAUGCUUGUGCAAGUGUUGAUUUCCAAGCAAUUGAUGUGGCUUCUACUCUGGAUUAUCUUCACAAUCAUUGUUACAACACGAUCAUACAUUCUGAUAUAAAGCCAAGCAACAUUCUUCUUGAUAGUGACAUGACAACCCAUGUUGGUGAUUUUGGUUUAGCAAGGCUCUUACAACAACCCAACAAUGAACUUUCAAAAGCCAAACUAGCUUUGUUGGUAUCCAUUCAUGGUGAUGUAUACAGCAAUGGAAUCCUCUUGUUAGAAUUGUUCACAAGAAAAAGACCCACUGAUGGCAUGUUUAUAGAUGGCUUGAACCGUCACAGAUUAGCCAAGAUAGCUUUGCCAAAAAAUGUGAUGGAGAUUAUUGAUCAGAAACUUGUAUCAGCUGUAAAAGAGAAGGAAACAAGCAAAGCAAAUUCCAAGACACAAAUGGAAAGGGAAAAAUUCAUUAAGUCUGUAAAUCUGAUACUCAGGGUUGGAGUCGAGUGCUCCAAAGAAUCACCAAGAGAUCGAAUAACCAUUGUUGACGCGGCUAAGAAACUACAUUUAAUUAAGGAGAUGCUACUUGGGAGAAGGAUUUCCACCAAUGUGUAA